CAUUGUUUCUAGGAGAACCUGCGUCAUACCUUUAUCUAGAGCCUUCCCCUAGGUCUUCAGAAGCAUCAAGUUUUAACUGUGGACAUUGGAUUUGGUGGAACAGCAAUCAUGACUGUGGGCAAGAGUAGCAAGAUGCUGCAGCACAUUGACUAUAGAAUGAGAUGCAUCCUACAAGAUGGCCGAAUCUUCAUUGGCACCUUUAAGGCUUUUGACAAGCAUAUGAAUUUGAUCCUUUGUGAUUGUGAUGAGUUCAGAAAGAUCAAGCCAAAGAAUGCGAAGCAACCAGAGCGUGAAGAAAAGCGGGUUUUGGGUCUGGUGUUGCUACGUGGGGAGAACUUGGUAUCCAUGACUGUGGAAGGGUCACCCCCCAAAGAUACUGGCAUUGCUCGGGUACCACUUGCUGGAGCUGCAGGAGGCCCUGGGGUUGGUAGGGCAGCUGGUCGAGGAGUACCAGCUGGUGUGCCAAUUCCCCAGGCCCCUGCUGGAUUAGCAGGCCCUGUCCGAGGAGUUGGAGGCCCGUCCCAGCAGGUAAUGACUCCACAGGGAAGAGGCACUGUAGCAGCUGCUGCUGUUGCUGCGACUGCCAGCAUUGCAGGAGCCCCAACACAGUAUCCACCAGGACGGGGGACUCCGCCCGCACCUGUCGGGAGAGCAACCCCACCUCCAGGCCUUAUGGCUCCACCACCUGGUAUGAGACCACCCAUGGGCCCACCAAUUGGGCUUCCCCCUGCUCGAGGGACGCCAAUAGGUAUGCCCCCUCCGGGAAUGAGACCCCCUCCAUCAGGCAUUAGAGGUCCACCUCCCCCAGGAAUGCGUCCACCAAGACCCUAGCAUACUGUUGAUCCAUCUCAGUCUCUCUCUCCCCUGCAAUGCGUCUUCUGAAAUUGUGUAGAGUGUUUGUGAGCUUUUUGUCCCCUUGUUCUGCAUUAAUAAUAGCUAAUAAUAAAUGCAUAGAGCAAUAAAA
Saimiri boliviensis boliviensis (Bolivian squirrel monkey) is the source of this 964-nucleotide messenger RNA. RefSeq names its product small nuclear ribonucleoprotein-associated protein N-like. NCBI's taxonomy places the organism in Eukaryota, Metazoa, Chordata, Mammalia, Primates, Cebidae. Gene Ontology annotation, cellular component: nuclear speck. Gene Ontology annotation, molecular function: RNA binding. The record is from RefSeq and is a predicted model, not a curated record.